Enterobius vermicularis (human pinworm) is the source of this 3635-nucleotide messenger RNA. NCBI's taxonomy places the organism in Eukaryota, Metazoa, Nematoda, Chromadorea, Rhabditida, Oxyuridae. The record is from the annotation of a GenBank genome assembly.
CUGACUGUUUUUAAUUAUAGCCAUACUGAUUGCUUAAAGUCAUCAUCAGUUGCACUGCGCAAGUACAGAAAGCAUGUUCAUUGUGGCAAACGAUGCGUGAACCUUGUAAUUGCAUUGCCCGAGAACGAAGAACCGAGGAUUAAAAAUCCAUUCCAAGUGACUAUUCUAAAAAGUAGACCCGUUAUUGACUUAGCAUUGAAAAAUGUUUAUGAUAAACAUUUGUUAUCUAGAGGGUAUUUACGAGUUUCUUACGUAGAUACUAAUCUUAGUGAUGCUCUUGGGCCGCAACGUGUUAUUGACCGAUACUGUAAAGGUACAGUUGAUGCGGUUAUGGGCACUAGUUUUCCUUACGUUCUAGCGAUUAUUGCUAGACUAUCACAGUACUGGGGAAAAGGAGUUCCAGUUAUUUCAACCACAGCUUUAAUUGAAAAUUUCGGUAAUAAAAAUGAAUUUCCACUUCUGACUAGAAUUACUGGAUCCUACAUAACUUUAGCUCGUUUCGCGUCGUUGGUUAUCAGAGAUCUUCACUGGAAGAAUAAAGUUCACUUCAUAUUUUAUGACGAGCUUACUCAGAAGAGUGUUCGUGCCCGAACGGAAUAUUUUUUUGCGUCUUCAGCUAUAAAAAAUGAAUUGCAGAAGGAAAAUAUUACUUUUAGUUAUGAGGUGUUCAAAACUGACGUCGAUAUUUUUGAGACCUAUAUUCAAAUGUUGAAAACAGCGACAAUGAGCGCUAACUUGUUUAUAUUAUGCGCGUCUCCAGACACGGUUCGAAAAAUGAUGCUUGCAGCGUCGGAAUUGAAUAUGAUCAACACCGGAACAUAUGUGUUUAUCAACAUCGACAUAUCGACUGGUUCUUUGACGAAAACACCUUGGGUUAGAGGUGAUAAGGAUGACGAGGCAGCUCGGUUGGCUUUCAGAGCUUUGAAAACAAUAUCUCUGCGGCGAGACAAUCUUGAUGAGUACAAACAGCUUGAGCAAGAUGUUGCUCAACUCGCGGAGAAAAAAUACAACUACAGUGCUCGUACGAACAAGUCUUACACCAUGAACAAUUUUAUCAGCGCCUUUUAUGAGGCUGUUUACCUUUAUGCACUUGCUCUUAAUGAAACAUUAGAAGCUGGCCUAGACCCAAGAAAUGGGACGGCAAUAACGAGCAAAAUGUGGAACCGGUCAUUUCCUGGCAUAACCGGAAACGUUUCUAUAGACAGCAAUGGAGACCGAUAUUCUGAUUAUUCGCUAUUGGAUUACGACCCCGAUCGGAACGAAUUCGUGGAGAUUGCUUAUUAUUCUGGUCGUGAAAAAAGGUUAAAAAAAGUCCAGGAGUUACAUUGGGUUAAUGGCCAUGCUCCAAAAGACUGGCCUGUUUGUGGAUGGGAUGGUUCACUUUGCCCGAAGCCCAAUUACCUGGUCAUUAUUCUUUGCACAGUAGUUGGCUUUGUAUUUAUCGUUGUUGGUGCAACUGCAGUCUACUUUCAGAGGAGGUAUGUACUGGAAAAGGAGUUGGCAGCUAUGUCAUGGAAAAUUAGGUGGGAAGACUUGACUGGUGAAGAAACAAAAAAGGAGAAAAAGAAGAAGAAGUCUAAACUUAUUUCUGGUUUUUGGUACGAAACAGAGACACUUUUGAGGACAAACAGUAGAACAUCUUCUGUUAGCGAAAAAAAAAGUACUAGUUCUGGCGCAACGAGGAAAAUCUCAGCACUGAUUGACAGGAAACUCGGUCAAAUUUGGAGGAAGAAGUCACCUCAAGAAGAAGAGAUGGAGAACCAUAAGGACAACAAUACGGAUAUUGAUGUCUGGCAAAAUUUUGAGGGCGUUCAUUUUGCUGGGGAGUGUACUGAGAAGACUGAAAGUCGCAUGAAGACGUCAGCGUCCAUAAGUUCUGCUCCAGCAGAUGCGCCUCAGAAAAAAAUUUCAAGUGCUGAAGGAGAAGUCGUAGCGAAAAAGAGCCUUUCAUUGCGCAAUCGAAAGCUUUCGUUUGGUAAUUUUAGUUGGAAGAGUCUAGGUUCUGUAGAAACGAUUCAGCAAACAAAUACACAAAUUUACACUAAAACUGCUGUUUACAAGGGAACUGUUGUAGCUUUAAAGAAAUUAAAAGUGGAUCCAAAAAAGUACCCAAAAUUAGAACUGUCACGCGAUCAGCUUUUGGAAUUUAAAAAGAUGAAGGAUUUGCAAAGCGAACAUAUCACUCGAUUUACGGGGGCCUGUGUCGACUGUCCACAUUACUAUAUUGUACAGGAGUAUUGUCCUAGAGGUUCUUUGGAAGAUAUAUUGGAAAAUGAAAAAUUUAAUCUUGAUAAAAUGAUGAAAUAUUCUUUGCUACAUGACUUGGUUAAGGGGAUGUACUUUUUGCAUAAUUCUUUCGUUGGAUCGCACGGAAAAUUGAAAUCUUCCAACUGUGUAGUUGACAGCAGGCUUGUGUUGAAAGUCACUGACUUUGGCUUUGUUAAACUACAUGAGCUAGAGGAGGUAAAUGUGGAUGAAAUUGGAGAACACGCCUUUUAUAGAAACAAAUUGUGGACAGCACCAGAAAUAUUGCGCAAUCCUCAUGAUUUUCCAUUAAGUGGCACGAAGUCUGGUGAUGUUUACAGCUUUGCGAUUAUACUUCAUGAAAUGCUUUUGCGGAAGGGUACUUUUUACGUAAGCAGGGAACCACCUCCAUCUCCGAAAGAAUUGAUAACUGAGGUGAAGCGCAAACCUCUGCGAGAGGAAGAUCUAUUCAGGCCAGAAGUCCCGGAUUAUCUCCUUAACAGUGAUCAGGUCGAUGAUACAUUGAUUAGUCUCAUGUGUAGUUGCUGGGCUGAAGAGCCGCAAGAUCGACCUAGUUUUUAUAUGAUUCGGAGAGUAGUUCGAUCUCUCAACAAGUCAAAUGAAACUCAAAAUCUUGUUGAUAAUCUUCUGAUGCGUAUGGAGCAGUAUGCUAACAAUCUAGAAGGUCUUGUCGAAGAAAGAACUCAGGAUUAUUUGAAUGAAAAGCAGAAAGUAGAAAAUCUUCUACAUCAGCUUUUACCCCCUAGUGUAGCAGAUCAGCUGAUAAGUGGUCAGUCAGUACAGGCAGAAUUGUUUGACAGCGUUACUAUUUAUUUUUCGGAUAUUGUGGGAUUUACUGCCCUGUCGUCAGAUUCGACUCCAAUGGAGGUCGUUACGUUCUUAAACGAUCUAUAUUUGGCAUUCGAUUUGGUCGUUGACAAUUUCCGAGUUUAUAAAGUAGAAACUAUUGGGGAUGCAUACAUGGUGGUAUCAGGCCUUCCUGAACGUCAUGAUGAACAUGCUUCUCAAAUUGCCCAAAUGGCUCUUGCUCUUUUGCAUAGAGUGAAAACGUUUGUCAUACGACAUCGGCCGAAAGAACAGCUUAAGCUGCGUAUUGGCAUCCACUCAGGGUCAGUUGUUGCUGGAGUUGUCGGGUCAAAAAUGCCUAGGUAUUGUUUGUUUGGCGACACUGUUAAUACAAGUAGCAGAAUGGAAAGCACGGCAUUAAAGAUUCACGUUAGCAGUCAAACAAAAGCAAUUUUGGACAAAGAUAAGGAAUUCCGCCUGGAACUUCGUGGUCAAGUUGAGAUGAAGGGUAAAGGUACACAAACUACUUAUUGGUUAACUGGGUAUAAAGAUAUGAACAUUCCUGAUUUCGGGUUGACGUGACU